This is a messenger RNA of Parascedosporium putredinis, 3498 nucleotides long. NCBI's taxonomy places the organism in Eukaryota, Fungi, Ascomycota, Sordariomycetes, Microascales, Microascaceae. The record is from the annotation of a GenBank genome assembly.
AUGGCGUUAGACUUACCCUAUAGGGCUAAAGAAACAAGUCCAACUCUGAUCCGCCCCGAGUUCGAUAUGCCGGUGCUCGGCGACCAGGGCCAGGAUGAUAACGUCGUCGAGGCUGCGCGACUUGCACAGCUCUGCCGGACAGCUUUGGCAAGACUCGCAGCCACGAUGCCAGGCUUCAAUCCCUCAAAGCCCUACAGCGCUGCCGAGAUACUGGCCAUGCCCUUCUAUCACCCCUCGGCAAGGGCCGAUGAAGAACUUUUGACGCUCCCGAGGAGAAAGUCCAAGAGGAUGUUGCUCGCCGCCGCGGUGGCGGAACUAAUGUUUCCCUCGAGGGCGGGGUCCCUCUCGCCAUUAAUUCGGUACGACGCCGACAGAGUCAAGCUACGGGGCUGGGUCAUGCUGCAGAGAGAAUUCGAUCUCUUCGUCGCUUUCGGCCUCAGUAGGCUCGGCGCGAACGGAGGCGCUGCACCAUGCGUUUGGGUGGAAGGGUGGGCUAGGCGGAUAGCGGAACAAGGAGAAUGGGAUGAGGAGGACCACCCAGUGUCUUUGCAAGGCGUCAAAUUACCCGAGGCCAAGACUACGUUGGCAGCCCUGAGCGACUUGCAGCCCCUCAUCAACCAUCUCGCCAGAGGCGGAACCUAUGCUUUGCCCAACGGACUCGGCGGCGCCGAGCUAAACGGCGGAAAGGGCGAGGUCUACUAUCGGACGAGGGGGAUCGAGUUCCCCAGGGGCAUCGUGCUGGAGGAUGGGAGGCUGGACCUCUUUCAGACAGGACUGGACCCUGAGCUCCUCGCGCAUGUCCUGCGGAGCCUGCGCAGAAAUGAGUUUGUCAGGCAUCUCCUACUCGGCAACAAUAGGAUCGGCGAGGAUGGAUGCGCCGCGGUGUCUCAGUUCUUGAAAGCCGUCCCCAACCGUAUCGAGAACUGGGAGUUAGGCGGAGGUGGCAUCGACUCAUCGGCUUUCAAGUUACUCGUGGACGGCAUGGUCGGAUCAAGAAGCCUGGCGAGCCUGUGGCUCAGAGGAAACCCGCUAGGCCCGGAAUCCGCGAAAGACCUAAUGCGACUAAUCACCCGAACAAGGAACCUUCAAAUUUUAGAUCUGGACGAAACCCACCUCGGUGACGCUGGCGUCGCUGCCCUCUUCAAUAAUCUCGCGUUGUAUCUGGAGGCGGGAGAUACCAGCCCCUUGCCCCUGGAGGUUGUGUAUCUUAGCGGAAAUGGCAUCUCUGUCAAAGCAGCGCGGGCCAUCUCCAGGUUUCUGUCGCUCCAGGCUCGGCCUCAGUCGCCGCAUCGCGUUCACUCCAUUUACCUCUCCAAUAACCCCAUGGGGAGCCAGGGGAUAAAGAUCCUAGCCGAGGGUGUUCGGUCGGCAAGAUAUCUUCAGCGGCUUGCUCUCCAAUCCGUCGGUCUCGGUACCAAGGGCCUGGUGCCCUUUUGUAAUGCACUUCGAGGACACCCGGCUAUCCGAAGCGUCGACCUCAGCCAAAGCCUAGCUACCGGUUCGUUCGGACAGGCAUUCAAUCACAUUGGUGAUGACAGCGCCCCCGCCCUGUGCUCACUUCUGAUGCCGUUCGAGUCGAGCCACCCAGGUCCCAUGUUGGAGCACCUCUCCCUCGGCCACUGCGGCCUAUCGGCAUCCGCUCUCCAAACGGUCCACGACGCGGUCCGCCGCCACCCGUCGCUCACAUUCUUCUGGGCCACGUCGAUACGAGUCUACGGCGAGAGUGACAAGCCAUCUCGUCAAUUCGUUCCUGCCCAGGGCCCAACGGCGACCGAGUUUGUGACCGGGGCCGCGCUGAGGAGGGAUGUGUCCGAGGUGGAGAGGGCGGCCUGGAGGAGGCUGGAGGUGAAUGUCAAAGUAAAGUACGGAGCGUUGGAGGAGCAGAGAUUCGGCACCAAGCUCACCGACCAUCACGUAAUCAGCGUCCUCACCGAAUCAACCGCAGCAUACCGAGUCUACGCGUCACACCCCGAACCCGGCUCCUGUGCAACCUUCCACGACAGAGCCAGCAGCGAAACCCGUACCAGCGCAAUCGCAACUACCCCCAGCGCGCGAAAUCCCUGCACCCAAAACCGACGUGGCCGUCCUCCUGCCUCCGCGGCGUCCUCUCGAACCACUUCCACCAUGGCCACUGCGACGGCCGCCCCCAAACCGCCCAACCCCACGGCCGCGGGAGCUCAGAGAUUGGCAGCCCCGAUUCGAUAUGCGCAGACGACACUUAAGUGGGCGGCUGUGCCUCGGAGCGAGAGCAUAGAGACCAAGACGGCGAAAGAUAAUGUGAUCAAGGGCGUCCAACCAACGAAUGGAUCUACCACAAUGUCAAAAGAAAAUAUGAUGCCAACACAAAACGCGGCUAAUGAGGCUGCCGCCGCAACACAGCGUAACGCAGCUCUUUUGUCAACGGCCCGAACGACUAAGCCGCAAGCACCUAAGCAAGCCCUCCAACAAUUACCGUCACCGCCGAUUGCGGAAAAGCAGACUGUCGAGCCGCCCAAGAAGACCGCCUCGCCCGCUGCCGAGCGCAACAUUGAUAAAAUUGUCCUCGGUAAUAUCUGCUUCAAAACCUGGUAUCCUUCAUUCUACGGCAAGGAAGUCCUGGGUGAACCUUCUUCCCGGUCCGACGCAGCUGCUCCCGGCGGCAAAAACCACCCACGACGUGAGCGCGACCCAUCGCCGAUCCUCGACCGACUCUACGUGUGUCCCUCUUGUUUCAAAUAUUCCAAAGAGCUCGUCAUGUGGCUAGAACACGUGCGGGUGUGCGAGGUCAAGGAAUUUGUUCCCGGCAGAAAGAUCUAUACCCACCCCAAGAAUAGUGGCAGGCCAGCGCUUGUACCUGUCGAGACGAAUGUGAAAGGUGGUGUAAAAAGGAGGAGAGGAGAUGCUGCGGCGGCACCUGUGCCACAAGCCGUACAGGAUGAUGGUGAGUGGAGCAUCUGGGAAGUAGAUGAUAUCGCGGCGCGAAGGGAUUCUUGGGGGCCUGAGAAACCCAUCUCUGAGCUGGGCAGGAAGGGCUACAGGCGAUUCUGGGCAGGCGAGAUUGCGAGGUGGAUCCUAAGUCUCGAUGUCGCUUCCACAGCCGGCGCUGUAGCUGCUCGGAAGCGCAAGGCCGAAGAUAACGGCCCAGAGGAUCCGCAAGAGGUUGUCAUUGACAUUUACGAUUGUAGUAAGGAGACAUGGAUCACCCCGAAGAUUGCCUCGGCGUUCUCCGCGAGAUGGCUGUUGCCGAAGACGCUGGCUUGGGCCCUGAGCCAAGAGGUCCUUGGGGAGGACAAGGCGGGCGAGGCCUCCGCCGAUGUGGCCCAAGAGGCAGAGGUGGAGAUCACUCCUCGUCUGGUUCCUAGGGUGCGUAUUGUAAAGGACGCAGUUCGAGCUUGGGUGGCCUCCCAACGGAUCAGCCUGCAACGAGCAUGUGACCCAGACGGGUUCGACCCGACAUACCUGGAAGAGUUGGAGACGCUGAGGAAGGAAAGCCUAGAAGCCGAAGAAAUCGCUCUGUGA